This is a messenger RNA of Rubroshorea leprosula, 878 nucleotides long. The record is from the annotation of a GenBank genome assembly. NCBI's taxonomy places the organism in Eukaryota, Viridiplantae, Streptophyta, Magnoliopsida, Malvales, Dipterocarpaceae.
CUUAACUGGCAAUUGUCCUCCCAGACUUCAUUCCUUUUCACUAGCCCCGCCGGUCCAUUAACCAGCUGUUACUACCAAACCACUUCCCAUCAAAACCACUCAAAGCUUGAGCAAAAAGUGCCACCAACCCCGGAACAAAACAUAAGAAAGGCCGAGAAACCCCACUCGGGGGACGGACCCUGUACCCCAGGCUAAAGAUACAAAUGGCUUCUUCCAGCUCGGUUACAAUUCAGAUAGAGCCUAGCAUGGAAAGUGAUUCGGGGGAUUCUUCGGUUGCCGAGAUUCAAGAAACUGAAGUAAGUGUCAUCCAUUAUCCGGAAGAUCCGCCAGUAGGUUUUAUUUAAUUUACAGUUUAUUUAUCAUUUCCCCUAAGCAAGCAGGGCAAUGCUAGGGACACUCCCCAAUUGCACUCUCCAACCAACACUUUCAUUUUUAUUGGCCACGUUAUUUUGGGUUUUGAGAGGUGAUCCUAUUAUAGCCUAGAGCAAGCUUACGUGGCCCAAUAAAAAGGCAUGUGUUGGCUGGAGAGUGCAGGAGGCGAGUGCACCAAGCCCUGCUUAAGCAAUAGUUAUUGGAUAAUAAUUAUUUAGUAUUUUCCUUUUAGUUGAACCCCAAGUACACACCACAAAAAAUAAGCAGAGACAGAUACUUCUUUAAAAAACAGAUAAAUUAUUUUUGAAAUUAUCAAUUAAAAUAAAUAAUUUAUUAUUAAUAUGUAAUGAUUAAUUUGUUACUUAAGACUGUUUUUAAUAAAAAGUUACCAUAUAAUGAUAUUAAAUGUUAAAUAAUAAUUCCUUACUCUCUGUUUUUUUUGGGACGAGUUCUGUCUCUCCUCUUAUUGGUUGUGGAUUUAAAGAAUUGGUCAUUAUUUUUCGUUU